Molecule: messenger RNA, 1032 nt
Organism: Pyrenophora tritici-repentis Pt-1C-BFP
Lineage: Eukaryota; Fungi; Ascomycota; Dothideomycetes; Pleosporales; Pleosporaceae
Product: DUF3632 domain containing protein
Source: RefSeq, a predicted model, not a curated record
AUGCAUCACCUCCGUGAUGCUCUACUAAGCCCCUCGCCAGAGGGCCCUCCUGAACUCAACAAGCUAGACGAAAUGGCUAAGGAUAUGCUAAGCGUUCGUGAAUCUGUGGCGCGUGGGGAAUUUAAUGAGCUCCGCGGAGCAGCUUUCUAUAAUCGAGCUGGGGUUGUCAGCAAUCGAUACUGCAGCCUAGGAGAUGGUAUAGAUUCUCUGGUACACCACAUUCAUUCUAUGUGGCACAUGUACUACCAGCUUAGUGUGCACACGGCACAUGAUACGUACGAUCACGACCGCUUGGUCCUCGAUAUCGUCCGAAUUCAGGGACUGGGACCGUUGACCAGGCCCGUGACUGGGAACUACGGCAUCGAUAUCGCACGAACAGUCGAUGGCACGGUGUGGAAUGACCUCCCCUUCCUGGCCACGGACAUGACCGAAUUCUGGAUCAACAAUUGCGCGACCUUGAAAAACGCUCAGCGACUCAAUCUCGCGUCCUUCUUAGCUAAGCUGGCGUCGACCCGCGUUAGCAAGGAUCGAAUCUGUCAGAUCGGUCUUGUUCUGUUCUCCUCUACUUUUGAGGAAAGACGCGUGAUUGUCGGAGGGGAGCCAGAUGAACUUGCUUCACAUCAGUGGAUCUCGACUCUUGAUUUGAUGCAGCUUAUGCCGGCUGUGUGUGUGUGGGUCAAAGAGGCUGGUCACGUUCUUGUCCAACUCUGCGAUGUCUCAUGGAAUGAUUGUCCCAGCAAGAUUGGGCAGGGUGGGCAUAACUUUCUAGAAUCCGAAUUCGGGAAGCGAUCACCAACUGGAUUCACCCCAUGGAGAUGGAUGUACUGGCUCAAGCGUCUCCAUGAAAUUCGUGAAGAAGCGAAAGAGGCAAAUGAGAAAAUCCUCGAGGAGCAGACUACGGAUGCUAUUGACCGCAUGGUCGCGCAAGUGCACAAGCGAAAUUCUGGAAUUCUCAGGGCGUACCAAGACGGUGGAGAUUUCUUGAAGCAGGAUGAACAUUUGUCAUGCUUGAAGGGUAAAUAUAUCAAAUAA